Heterostelium album PN500 is the source of this 3657-nucleotide messenger RNA. Its product is annotated as DENN domain-containing protein. Lineage: Eukaryota; Evosea; Eumycetozoa; Acytosteliales; Acytosteliaceae. The record is from RefSeq and is a predicted model, not a curated record. Bases 1 to 3657 code for a protein of 1218 amino acids. The transcript is spliced from 6 exons.
AUGUCAUCAUCAUCAUCAAGAAAAUUAUUAUUUGAUCAAUUCUUGUUGGUUACUCUAAAAGAAGAGGAGAUCGAUAAGACGCUGAAUACUUAUCAGCCAAGCAGUAUGAGUAGCACCAAACAACAGCAGCAACAGUCAGAGUCGUUCUCAUUCGUGUUGACAGACCGCGAGGGUAACCAACAGUUUGGAUUCACCCGACGUAUUCUCACGAAAUCGAUGAUCAACAAUCGUGUGCUGCUCGUACCCGAGUCACUCUGUAUCAUCAGUAGAUACGCGUGGUUCUCGACGUUCACCAAGAUGCUCGAGAUCCUAGAGACACGCUACCACGUCUCUGUCGAGGAGAUACACACCUUUCUGGCGGCGGCACUACUCUCUGUCAUACCGGCGCCAGGCGACAACUUCACCGUUCACAUCUACAACAAUCCAUUCCUCCAGCAGCCACAGAAAUCCGUGGAACUUCCAACAUCCUACAUACUCACCAGACCAUUGGAUAUCGGUAAAUCAUCACUUCAUGAUGGUACAUUGUUUCCAUUGAUAGAAUCACUGUCUUCACAAAAGAUAUUGAAGAAUAUUUGUAAGGUUAGUAAGUUUGUGAAUGCUGCUGUCGCACUUUUAGAUCCAUUCGUUUGGCAACAUAUAUUUAUUCCAGUGCUGCCGCGAUCAUUGUUGGACUAUUGUACUGCACCAAUGCCAUUCAUCAUCGGUGUACACUCAUCGCUAUUCCCACUGAUAAGAAAGAAACCACUGAAUGAAAUCAUAUUCGUUGAUUUGGAUAAGGAUCAGGUGUUACCACUACCGGAAGACAUUGCCCUAUUCCCAACACAACUCAACCAACUUUUAAAACAAUGUUUAGAUUCACAAAUACUUGAAUGGAAAAAGAAUAAGAAUUAUAAUAAUAAAAUAAUUGUAGAUACAUUUAGAAAGUUCUUUGUACAGAUUUUAGGUACAUACAGGAGAUUCUUCUUGAAAGAUAUGGAUAGAAAGAAAAUGAUUUUCGAUAAAAUUUCAUUUAUAGAUUCUCAAUUGAUAACUCCAACAAAGAAUUUGACACCACCUGGAAUAUUCGAGAAGGAAGUGGUUUUGUUUGAUUUGCGAAAUCCUGUCACUCAAUCUAUUAAUAAUACACUAAAGUCAAAGGAGAAGGAGAAGGAGAAAGAACGUGAGAAAGAGAGAAUCGAGAAGGAAAAGGCUAUUGCCAAGGCAAAUGCAUACCGGCAGGUAUUGGAAGUGAAGAAACCAGCACUCAAUCCAAAGUUACAAUCGAAUGGCAGUGUAGAUCGAUCUAUACUAUCAUCUCUUAGAAUCGGUGGAAAUAACAAUAACAGUAGUAGCACUGUUAUGAAUACCAAUAGCAGUAACAACAACAACUCGAACGAUAUAAAAUCACAUACUGUAACAAUUGCAAGUUUAUCAUCUGGCAAUCUUGGAAGUAGUAGCAAUACAAAUACCAGUAAUAAUAAUAAUGUGGAGUUACCAAAACCGAAAUCCUCUGUAAAUUUAUCAUCGCUUACUUCUUUGACUUCGGGAUUAAGAGUUGGAGGCAACAGCAACAACAAUCCAGCAUCGAUUGGAAGAAGUACUUCAACUUCUUUUACUAUGGGAUCGACCAGUACAAUGCCACACCCGACUGCACCUUCACACUCUGUAUCGAAUCCAAGUUUGACAGUCAGUCCAUCACCCAACCAAUCUUCACUCUCUGUCACCAACACAAGCAGUACAGGAUCAAGUGGUCAUUCACGUUCCAUCUCUGUCUCGGACGUCGGUCACAUGCUAAUCACACAGGUCGCCAAAACAGUGACAGCCACCACCUCCACAGUUUCAAACAUCUCGCACACCAUUGUCUCACACACUCCCAUUCACAAUCUAAACUCACAUCAGAAACUCUCAACUACACCACCACCGCCAUCGUCAGCACAACCACUUGGCAACAACAACAACUCUUCCAAUAAUAAUUCGCCAGCUACCGCACAGCUGGUGGAGCAGCAAUACGAGUUUGUCAACCAUCCAAAUAGCGGACAUCGCAAGAACAUUCAAUUUAGAUCGAUUCCUUUUGUGUUAAUUCAUCAAAAGUUUUCACCACAAGACAUCACUCAUCUCUGCAUCGAAGACAUCAACAAUUUCUUGUUCCCACCCAAUCUCAAACCACAACAACAACAACAAACCACAAACAUUCCAAAUAUUAUUGAAACACCGUCUUCACCUCCUCCCGAACUUGCUAAUACUGCCAACAAUACAAACACCAACACUAACAAUGACAGCAAUGGAUCACAAAUGAAACGAACGAGUUCAAUCGAUAGAAAUCUCUUUAAAAUUCCAGAACUGCCUGAACACUUUGCAAUUCCUCUCACCAUUAGAAGACCAAGAACAUCCUCUACCAAUGUUGCAUCUACAAAUGCAUCAUCGAUGGUUCCAACACCGAUUCCAAACAACAAUAUUGUACAGGUACCGCCAAUGAUCAAUCCAAACUACAGUGUAUCACAGAAAUUGUCACUUCCACCACCACCGUCCUCUCCCCACACAAUGAUACGCAAGUCUCACCAUCGUUCAAGUUCAGUGUCUUCAUCUACGCCAAGCACCUCACUCACCAAAACAUCGAUACCAACGCGACUCACCACCUCUCAACAACACCAACAGAAUAGCAUUACACUGACUCCGCCAUUCCAUAUUCCACCUCCACCAGUUCCCUCUUCCUCACUCCUAAAACUUCAGACUAUCAGCAGCUCAUCGCCACCCAGCAGCAAAGACAGCAGUCCAGAAAUAAAUAGCGAUAUCACCAGUAAUUCAUUGAAAAUGAGUGCAUCCGUGCCAAAAUCAUCGUUGGCAUAUGAUACAACACAGGCGCCAUCCAACAAUUCAUCCUAUUCGCAAUCAACAGCAGCAGCAGCAGCCAACAACGAACAACAGCAACAACAGAAUCCAAGUAACAGCCAGAAUCAAACUCCAAUCACUGCAGCUGCAUCCUACGACAAUCCAUUACCACCACUCUCCAACAACUCUGUACCGUCGACCUCCAACUUUUUCGAUACCAAUCCACUAUCGACACCCAUCGAAACCUCCAUUCCAAUCUCGGCAUCGACCAACAAUUUCUUUUCAGAGUGUUCGCCACUUGGUGUGCCAUCUUCAACUCCGGUGGUUGGAAGCAGCGGCAUGCCAAUUCCACCAAAUCCAAUCGCACAAUCAACCUCGGAUGCAUUCUCUCAAUUCGUAUCGCCAGCGGCACAGUCGUCAAACUGUGCAUUCGGAAGCGUUAGCAACAGCAGCAGUAUCAGCUCAACUACCAGCUCUUCGAUUCUGCCGCCACUACUCAACAGCUCCGGUAUGAUUCCACCACCAUCGACCUCAUCGUUCUGUACAAAUUUCUUUGACCAAUCACCACUCUCACACUCUAGUAAUUUCAAUGAUUUUGGACCACCAGCAUCUUCAUUCGGUUCCUACAAUCACGUAGCAAACAACAGUAACCCCAACACACAUACAAACACACCUGCUCUAUCCGGUACCGGUAUGGGCAAUCCACUUCCACCUUUAAUACAACCAACAACUCAAACAUCCUCCACCAAUCCAAUAGCAGCCAGCGGAAGUUUACCAAAACCAAUUUCUUCAAAUGAUGGAAUGGACGAAUUCGAUCUAUUUCUUUCCAUGAGAAAUAAGAAAAUAUAA